AAGAACAAUAUUUACUUCAAAUUAUCAGAAAUCAGGAAAAAUAUUGAACAUAUUAUUACAUCACAUCGAUUUCUUGUAAUCGCAAUAUAAAACACUAUAAUGGGCAAUUGGAAACUCGAAGUCGGAAGGAUGGCGAUGUACAUGUCUUUUCCUGUGAUGUUGUUCCACUUUUUCAACCAACCAACUUAUUUCGAAGAAUGGGUGACAAAUACUAAGCGACAAAUCUUCCCACCAGAAAGCAAAACAGAUCGGGAGGACAUACAGCAGCUAAUCGCGGACAUGAGGAAAAAACAAAUGCAGGCAUUUGAGAAGGAAUGAACUUAGCAUACGGUUUAGGCUUAAUAUAAAUAUUAAACUGUAUUAUGCAUAUUAAAAAACGCCGUAAAGGAAAUUAAACACAUACAUUUAAACAUAACAAAAUAUUUAUUAAAACUUCAGUCUUGUUUUA
This is a messenger RNA of Cydia amplana, 448 nucleotides long. RefSeq names its product protein PET100 homolog, mitochondrial. The transcript has a single exon. Gene Ontology annotation, cellular component: mitochondrion; mitochondrial inner membrane. Gene Ontology annotation, biological process: mitochondrial respiratory chain complex IV assembly. Lineage: Eukaryota; Metazoa; Arthropoda; Insecta; Lepidoptera; Tortricidae. Bases 100 to 318 code for a protein of 72 amino acids. The record is from RefSeq and is a predicted model, not a curated record.